AUGGAAUCAUGGAGUUUACAUUUCCCCAUCUUUCCUCCCACUCGACAUCUUCCCCACUCCCCUUCUUCCCCCUUCUUGGGGAUUGGAGUGACCGAGCCUCAGGGGCGACCUCACCAGGUGAAGGGAGGAGGAGGGGAAGGAGGAGGGGAAGGGAGGGACGAGGGCGUCCCCCGCAUCUCAUCCCUCACCCCCUCAUCCCUUCAUCCCUCAUCCCACGCCUCCCUCAUCCCCUGCUUCCCUCAUCCCUCACCCUCUCAUCCCUCACCCCCUCAUCCCUUCAUCCCUCAUCCCACGCCUCCCUCACCCCAUGCUUCCCUCAUCCCUCACCUCUUCAUCCCUCACCCCUUCAUCCCUCACCCCUUCAUUCCUCACCCGUCAUGCCUCAACCCUCACUCCCCCACCCUUCACCAUCUGAUCCCCCACCUCCCUCAUCCCUCGCCCCCUUAUCCCAUGCACCCCUCACCCCUCCCCCCUCAUCCCACAAAAUGGGGAGCAGAAGAUGAAGCCCUCAAGGUUUGA
Molecule: messenger RNA, 519 nt
Organism: Hyalella azteca
Lineage: Eukaryota; Metazoa; Arthropoda; Malacostraca; Amphipoda; Hyalellidae
Product: protein TRACHEARY ELEMENT DIFFERENTIATION-RELATED 7A-like
Exons: 2
Coding region: 1-519 (172 amino acids)
Source: RefSeq, a predicted model, not a curated record